Staurois parvus is the source of this 735-nucleotide messenger RNA. NCBI's taxonomy places the organism in Eukaryota, Metazoa, Chordata, Amphibia, Anura, Ranidae. The record is from the annotation of a GenBank genome assembly.
AUGAGUUCUUAUUUUGUUAAUUCACUCUUCUCCAAGUACAAGGCAGGGGAGUCUUUGCGCCCCAAUUAUUAUGAUUGUGGCUUUGCCCAGGAUCUAGGAGGCAGACCCACAGUGGUGUAUGGACCCGGUGCUGGGGGCACUUUUCAGCACCCUAGCCAGAUUCAGGACUUUUACCAUGGAACGUCUUCCCUGUCCUCGCCCCCUUACCAGCAGAACCCCUGCGCUGUGACCUGUCAUGGGGACCCCGGCAGCUUCUACGGAUACGACCCUUUGCAAAGGCAGAGCCUGUUCAGCAGCCAGGAUUCGGAUCUAGUGCAAUACACCGACUGUAAGCUGGCCUCAGCUGGCCUGGGGGAAGAAGCAGAGAGCUCAGAGCAGAGUCCUUCACCUACACAGCUCUUUCCCUGGAUGAGACCACAAGCAGCCGCUGGACGUAGGAGAGGUAGACAGACCUACAGCCGCUACCAAACCCUGGAGCUGGAGAAAGAAUUCCUCUUCAACCCUUACCUUACCCGCAAGCGGAGGAUUGAGGUGUCUCACGCUUUGGGACUUACUGAGAGACAGGUGAAAAUAUGGUUCCAGAACAGGAGGAUGAAAUGGAAAAAGGAGAACAACAAAGAUAAGUUCCCCAGCAGCAAAUGUGAGCAGGAGGAACUGGAGAAACAGAAAAUGGAGAGAUCACCAGACACUGAGGAGGCUCUGGAUGGACAAAAGGCUGAGAAGAGCCUGGACUGA